GUGUUUAUUUUGACGUUUGUGGCAUUGUCUCGAUACAACCUGUCAGCGGGCAAUUUAAUGGCGUAAGUGUGGAUGGGGAAAGUUAAUGAAUGUCUUGCGCAUGCUGAAAAGUGUACGGAGACACUUGGGCAAGGUGAUCAUUUGCGCACAACAAUAGGAGAACGUGGAUGGGGCGCGCGGCGUGGCUGUAACAAAAACUAAGUGUGGGACGCAGGGCUUUCGCGCUUUCCGUGGCCGAAAGUUGGACUUUUCCAAGACGAGCUUAUGGCCAGGCAUGGUCCGUACGCGGCUGAUUUGGGCUGCAGUAGACGCCAGAUAGAUUGGGCGCAGAAGCUGUUGUUAAAUAUCCUCGUUUUCCCCCACCCCCUCUCUGAGACCUUAAUCGCAUUCGACAAUGUUUGGCUUUCACAAGUCCAAGAUCUAUCGGAGCCACGAAGGUUGUUGCAUUUGCAAGACCAAGUCGUCCAGCUCUCGGUUCACGGACAGUAGCAGAUACGAAGAGAACUUCAGGCUGUGUUUUGGGCUUGUGGAAGAUCGCGUAGGAGACAUCUGCAAUGCAUGUGUCCUGCUGGUGAAGAGAUGGAAAAAACUUCCGCUUGGAUCCAAGAAGAACUGGAGUCAUGUGGUAGAUGCAAGAGCGGGCCCUGGCUUCAAGCUGACCAAACCUAAAAAAGUGAAGGGCAGUGAUGGAAAGAAGAGCAAGCUGGGACAACUACACAAGCUGAAGAGGCGGAACUCGGAUGCCCACAGCACAACCUCCAGCACGUCGCCCUCUCAGUCGCCCAGUUACAGCAACCAGUCGGAUGACGGUUCGGACGUCGAGGCUAAACGGAGACACUCGACCCCGGCCCUUUUCUCCUUCCUGGACCUCACCUACUGGAAGAGGCAGAAGGUGUGCUGUGGGAUCGUCUACAAGGGUCGCUUUGGCGAGGUGAUGAUCGACCCCCGUCUCUUCAAACCCUGCUGCAGCUCCAAGAAGCAGGAGACACUGCCACCACCUCCUGAUGCCCACCCCGACCCUCUGCCAGAGGACCUGAAGGAGAGCUGGUGAUUGGCAUCCAUGAGGUCCUCCUCAGCAUCCCUUAGCUUUGUCUCCAGUGGCAGACUACACCCCACCCCUUCCCCCAAGCCCCCCGAGACCUGGUCCUUACUAGUUUGCUGAAAGUCAGUUGGAGCUAGUGUCACUAUUAUAAUAAUCUUUUGUAAAGUUGUUUGUUUCUUUCUUUCUUUGUGAUAACAAAGACAAAGAUGUUUUUAAACUAUGGGCAUUAGUGAGAUAUUUAUAGGACCCAGGAGGCAUAGAUAUAUAUGGCCUUAAAAGGCAGGUUUUUCUUAUGCAUUUGUCUGUACAUUCUUUUUUUAUAUAUAUAUAUAUAUCGCCAGUAUCUGCAUUUGUAAGUUAUACUCUAGUGCGUUGAUUGCCUCCUGUACAUUGUUUUGGUUACGUUUCCUGCAGUCUGGGGAAAGGUUUGUACUAAUGUGAGCAGAAUUCCAGCAGUGAAUCCCGUAGCUCAUUGUAAAUUUGAGCUGAUUAUUACUAGAAGCCACGUUGUGGUAUCAUUUUGGAAGCACUUGCCCUGUGUUUCCCCCCUCCUCCCAUUCUCUUUGUUCCCCAUUUAAGUGUUGCUUUCGCUUUGAGUUAUUUUUGCUGCCUUUUUAAAAAAAAAAAAAAAGUUUCAGAAUUAGACAGACUUCCACACGCAGCGGCUUGGAAUUUGUCGGGAAUUCACUUGCGACCUUUUACACCCCCACCGCCCUGUGCCACUUAAAAGCUGGUUUUGGUUCCAUGUCAUACACGCCGUUUACCUGUCAACGACGGCACGGCGAUCGUUUUACUAGGGGAGAGCAAGUGGCUUGGGUUACAGCACAACCUUUGAUACGGGUGUUGCGUAUUUGCAGCAGAUGAUAUGCAGAAAAUCACUCCUGUAUUUGCCUAUAAAUAGCGAUGAGCAUUAACACGAAUGUCGUCUUCCAAAAAAACUGAUGCAAAGUGGUGUACUGAUACUGUAAAAUAUUAAUACUGUAAAUAGUUACAAUGGUUAAGAAUAUUGCAUAUAGUGGACGGAUAAACCUCUAGCCUGGAUAUGAUUCUACAGUGAAAUAUUAUAACUCAUGUUUGUUCAGAUUGUACCAUUUUUGUGAAGAUCUGUAAUGAUACGGGUGGGUGCGACCUUAUGACAUGAUAUUAGCACUGGUCAUGGUGGUAAAAUUGCCAUUUUGGGCACUGGACAGAUUCAAGAAACAUUAAAGGGUAUUGUGAGAACUACAUGUCCUUGUUUGGCUUUCAGACGUUUGUUUAUUACAUGUUACCGGCACGUUUUGUGUGUGUGAAUAGGAUCCGUCAGCCUAAACACGGCCGAGGUGUUUCCCUGUUUGUGUCAUUCAGGGGAACUUCAGCUUAAAACCAAAUCUACUCCUUAUUGCAAUAAAUAUUAUUUGUUAUGAGUCCCUUUACAGUAAACAACAGGAAAUUGGUUUCUUGAAUUGUUCAGUCAUUUCUUGGGGACUUCUAAUCUAGGGAGGCUAAUAAUAAAUUGCAACCCUCCGUGAAAGUUAAUACCGAGCACCAAAGCCCAUUUUUAUAAUUCUGUGACCAAUGUCGCGUUUGUGUUUAUUGCCUGAUGUUUGAGUCGGCCAAUUAAAAGCAAUUGAAUGAAGCUUUAUCUUCCGCGCCUUGUAUCCGUACCACUCAGAAGUGCAUGUGUGAGUCUUUUUUAUUAUUACACUACUUGUAUUCAGAUGGGCUGCAUCCAUCAAAUUGUCAUCCGGAUAAUGUUCUUUGGUGGGGGGGGGGGGGACACUAGACUGUAUCACCUUUGGCCUAGAAGUGGUUGGCUUCUGCAAUUUCAAUACAUAGGAAUUAAUAACACAAUAUAGAUCUUGGGUUACAUUUUAAAUCAUUGUUUCAAGCUUUCCUUGCAGUUUUUGGACAAGGCUCUCUGGCAAUGAAAGGAAUGUGCCUUAAAGAAUGGAAAACCGUGCCGUGAUUUUCUGUGACAAAUGUUGGACUCGCGUUUAAUUUAUAUUAAUUUAUUUUCAACAUAUUCUCCGCACACUUUGUGCUGUAAAUACUUUUAUUCAUUUUUAUAUGUAUGCACUUUUUAAUUUUGAUGCUAUUUUAUAUCUGCUGUACUCUUGUAUGUUAAUAAAAUGUGGGGAAAA
Molecule: messenger RNA, 3162 nt
Organism: Brienomyrus brachyistius
Lineage: Eukaryota; Metazoa; Chordata; Actinopteri; Osteoglossiformes; Mormyridae
Gene: sinhcafl
Product: SIN3-HDAC complex associated factor, like
Exons: 6
Coding region: 395-1051 (218 amino acids)
Biological process (GO): negative regulation of cell migration
Source: RefSeq, a predicted model, not a curated record